AAAUACUGUGAUGGCAAACCUCUCCGUGACCACAAAAUCGCACCUAUCAUGAUUGCCUUUCUCAUGGCGGGACAGCACACCAUCCCCACCUCCGUUUCAUGGACGCUUCUUCACCUUGCUCAGAACAUCGAAGUCCAGGAAACACUUCACCAGGAGAAAGUCGACCAUUUCAACAAUUCACAUGGAUUUUUCCGUUCGACGGACCAUGAGGUCUUCUGCAAGCUUCCAGUCCCCGAUUCCGUCAUUCAUAAGACGCCCCGCAUGCACCCGCCUAUUCACAGCAUCAUGCGCUACGUUCGUUCUGAUUUCCUGAUCUGCGGUUCUCGCUGCUCCCUCCAAAGAUGA
Suillus fuscotomentosus is the source of this 345-nucleotide messenger RNA. Its product is annotated as cytochrome P450. NCBI's taxonomy places the organism in Eukaryota, Fungi, Basidiomycota, Agaricomycetes, Boletales, Suillaceae. The record is from RefSeq and is a predicted model, not a curated record. Gene Ontology annotation, molecular function: iron ion binding; heme binding; oxidoreductase activity, acting on paired donors, with incorporation or reduction of molecular oxygen. The annotation marks the transcript as partial. The transcript is spliced from 2 exons.